This is a messenger RNA of Halichondria panicea, 1171 nucleotides long. RefSeq lists its product as uncharacterized. Lineage: Eukaryota; Metazoa; Porifera; Demospongiae; Suberitida; Halichondriidae. Gene Ontology annotation, biological process: regulation of ribonuclease activity. The transcript has 7 exons. The coding region runs from base 87 to 1019 and encodes 310 amino acids. The record is from RefSeq and is a predicted model, not a curated record. Gene Ontology annotation, molecular function: double-stranded RNA binding; 2'-5'-oligoadenylate synthetase activity. Gene Ontology annotation, cellular component: cytosol; membrane; nucleoplasm.
CACACACAUGCAGUGGAAUGAAUAGAGUGCACGUACAUGCAGCCACAAUUAAGCCUAUAAAGUAAUUGCUAUAUAUAUAAUAAACUAUGGCGACAACCCAAGUCAGAGUAAAGAGGCCAUUAAGAAAAGCUCGGAUAUUAAGCAACAAAGUUAGAACUACACUGAUAAAAGCAUCUAAGAAGAAAGAAAUAGAUGUUGUUGUUGGAGGAUCAGUGGCUCAUGGUACAGCAUUACCUGGGCACUUUGACAUAGACCUUACUGUCUUCUCACUAAGUCUACAUCCAAUAAAGCAUACAGUAACAGAACAGACGUAUAAAGACGGUAUGGAACAGAUCAUUCACUGUCUCCAAAGACACUUGACAAAUCACUACAAAAUAAAGGACCCUGAGGAACUGUAUGGAAACCAUGGUCGACGUUUCCAAUGUUGGCACUUCCAAGUGGAUUUAUCACUGAGCCCAAAAUGGGAAAAUCUAGAGGAUAUGUACAAAUAUAUGAAGAUGAACCCAAGCACAAGAAAGUUGUUCUCUACAGGAGUAACAGAGUUUCAUAAUGAUAUCCUGAAGUCACAGCCAGAUAGAGUAAAGGUGCUCAUCAAAAGAUUCAAAGCAUGGAGAAACGAAAUAUGGCUUCCUGACUCACCAAGUGGUGGUUGCCCAAAAUCUAUAUUCCUUUCAUUCCUUGUUAUAAUCUCAUACAACAGUGCACCAGAGUCUUAUAAACAAGCCAGAAGACCGCGAACAUUAGCAAAAUGGAUGACAAAAGAUUUGCAACGUCUUGCCAAUGAAAAAAGUUCAAGUUUGGACCUCCAGGUUCCUGGGCAGAACCCUUUAAUUAUGGAGAAGUACAGCGAUAUCCUUCCCAAACCGCCACGCAUCCUUGAUCCAGCCAAUCCCUUCAAGAACUUUUAUCGACAAGGCCUCGGGGAAGUAGAACCGAGCGGGGGAGAAGACAUUAAAAAACGAUGGGAGAUAUUUGCAAAGAAAAUUAAAACACUUAAUCUUGUGAUGAACAUCACAUAGGUCAUUUAUAUAGUAUUAUGUCAUUUAUAGCCUUACAAGCACAUUAAUAUAUACUGUCUCAAUGCAGCUAUACCUAUACAGUGCCUUUAGUCUAGAGAGUGAUUUUGCUCCUAUUGGUAUAUACAUAAAUGUAAAUAUUUUGUGAUUAGAAA